Messenger RNA from Dinoponera quadriceps, 1891 nucleotides. It is a transcript of the gene gb, whose product is annotated as Y+L amino acid transporter 2. The record is from RefSeq and is a predicted model, not a curated record. The coding region runs from base 383 to 1891 and encodes 502 amino acids. The transcript is spliced from 11 exons. Gene Ontology annotation, biological process: amino acid transmembrane transport. NCBI's taxonomy places the organism in Eukaryota, Metazoa, Arthropoda, Insecta, Hymenoptera, Formicidae. Gene Ontology annotation, cellular component: membrane. Gene Ontology annotation, molecular function: L-amino acid transmembrane transporter activity.
UGUGACGUAUAUUAUAAAUUUUCAGUGCUGGCAGUGAGUAAUAGAACAUAGGUCGUUUCAUUCCCUUUAUGUUUUUAUACACGUGGUUGAAAUUCCGUUUAAUCUGAUAUGAAGUUAGAAGAAGAUGUGGCUUAUUCAUGCAACACAUGGAAAAUUGACCUUAUAAGGACAAGUUGCUGAUAAAUGAGAAAUAGAGAAACAAGUAUAUAGAUAAUGAAGUCACCUUUGUGAACAAACAUCAAGAAUGUGCCUUCACAAACUGUUCUCUUUGAUGAUCCUUAGCUGUUGCUAAAUUUAUAUUAUUAAGAAGCUUUAAAUCAGUUUGUUACAAGAUUUGGUUGAAGAGAAUCUCAUAUAUCUCCUGCGAGGAUAUUUUAUAACAAUGGCAAAUCAGGUAUGCGAUGAAUCUGCCAGAAAUAUGCGACUGAUAAGUUCAGAUGAUGAAGGAUCCAUUCGAUUGCAAGCCGACAAUCGACAAGAACCUGUCGGUAAGGUACAGAUGAGAAAACAACUUGGUCUCCUAGAAGGAGUGGCUAUUAUAUUGGGAAUUAUAUUUGGUUCAGGCAUUUUUAUCACACCAAAGGGUGUUAUACAAGAAGUAGGUAGUGUUGGACUAUCAUUAAUCAUAUGGAUAUUAUGUGGUUUGCUUUCUAUGGUGGGUGCAUUAUGCUAUGCUGAGUUAGGUACCAGUAUACCUCGUAGCGGAGGAGAUUACGCUUAUAUUCAUGAAGCUUUUGGUGUUCUGCCUUCAUUCUUGUACUUAUGGGCCGCUAACUUAAUUUUUGUACCAACAACGAAUGCUAUCAUGGGAUUAACCGUUGCUCAAUAUGUCUUGCAACCAUUUUUUCCCAAUUGUAAUGUUCCAGAUGAUUGUGUACGAUUGAUAGCUGCACUGAGUAUAUGUUUGCUAACUUUUAUUAAUUGCUACGACGUGAAAGAAACUUCGAAGAUGCAAAAUAUAUUUAUGUUUGCGAAAAUCGGAGCGCUGGUGAUUAUUAUCGUAGCUGGAUUGAUCUGGCUUUGCAUGGGAUACACGGAGAAUUUCGAGGAUACUUUCGAAAACACAAAUUCUAGUCCUGGCAAGGUCGCCGUGGCAUUUUAUUCUGGCAUAUUCUCUUAUUCGGGAUGGAAUUAUCUUAAUUUUAUGACAGAGGAACUAAAAAAUCCUUACAAGAAUCUACCACGCGCGAUUUACAUAUCACUGCCGUUGGUGACUUUCAUCUACGUCAUGGCCAACGUAGCUUACCUAGCGGUUCUAACGCCGACAGAUAUGAUCGCUUCCAAUGCCAUCGCAGUGACUUUCGGCAAUCGAGUGCUCGGAUAUUUAGCCUGGACCAUAUCGCUGAUGGUGGCGGUGUCGGCCUUCGGCGGAUUGAGCGUGCACAUAAUGACGUCGUCGAGAAUGUGUUUCGUCGGUGCCAGAAACGGCCAUUUCCCCUCGAUGUUGAGCCACAUCAACAUGUCCAGACUGUCGCCUACGCCUGCCUUAGUAUUUCUGUGUAUUCUGUCCCUGGUGAUGCUAUGCACAAGCGAUAUCAUCGUACUGAUCACGUACUGCAGCAUAGUAGAAUCGUUCUUCAUUAUGGUCUCCGUGGCUGGGAUUUUGUGGUUACGAUACAAACGGCCCAACAUGGAACGGCCGAUCAAGGUCCCACUGUGGAUACCUAUAACAUUCGUAGCGAUAUGCGCUUUUUUAGUUCUUGUGCCAUGUUAUGAAAGGCCGUACGAAGUCGGAAUGGGUAUUCUAAUUACUGCCUCCGGUAUACCCGCGUACUUUAUCGGAGUAGUUUGGGAAAACAAGCCGUCGUGGUUCCAGAAAGUCAACGUUAAAGCUACUCAUACCAUACAGAAGUUAUUCCUGUCCGCGAGAGAGGAACGUGAAAUCGAUUAA